CGAAAUCUAUCAACAGGAACUGCCGCCACCGCAAGCGCCAUUUUCAGGCUCCAACACGAAUCUGCGCCAUCUCGAAAAGUUUGAGAAAGGGGACGUUUAUCCCUGACAUAGUGGAUAUUCUACUGGGUUAUUUCAUCAACAACAGAAGUUUGUAAUUUAAAGGGAAUCCAUAGAGGGGUUUUGGAAUAACGUCAGCGAAUGAAGUUGCUGGCUAGCUGCUGUCGCUAGCUUACUUUGCUAAUAUUAGCAAUAUAUUUAUCUAGCCAACUUAUCGCUAUCACCGCAAGUGAAGUGUUUACAUUUUCAGUGAAGGCUGGGGAUGUAUCAGCAUCUAUUGUCGACGGAUGAUAUCCUAGUCAUGCUUGGAGAAUCACUUAAUCAUCACACGGAGUCAAAUUUAGACAACGUAGAGAAUAAUAACUCCACAACCGUAACUUCGCAUUCUACGGGGGCGAACAUCAACAAAACAAGACAUGCUCUGUUCAAGAAAGGUAGCCGAAGAGUGCGCUCGACUGCCUCCAACUACCAAAACAGCAUCCAACGUUCCCAACAACAGAACCAGAAACAUGGACUUCUAAGAAUAAACAACCCAGUGCGUCGGGCAGACAUAAACAACAACGCAGUAAUGCGGCCGAAAUCUCCUGUGCUGCUGAAUGCAGAACCGGGGACGAACAAAUCUCAAGCCGCAGUGUUGGGCACCCAUCUGCUCAAAGUGGGGUCGAAAAGGGAGCUGCUGAAAUCAAAAACAGGACGACCAGAGCGUUCAUCUCAGCUAGGAAAUCAGACCAUCUACGGCCCCAGUAAAUGUGAGCAGCCACCACCGAACGUCAGUAACCGGGGCCAGAAGAGCAGAUGUAGUGCAGCUGGGAAAACAUCUGUGAAGAAGUCUGACAACAGUUGUCACCAGAGGCCUCAGUCCAGCAGUAAAGAGGUUAAAAAACCAUUCAGCAUUGCAGAUAAUAUCAGCCUUGUGAAUUUAUGCCAGCCUGAGUUUGUCCCAGAAGACAGCUUAAAAGAUGGAGAGAAGGUGUACGCAGGUGCGAAGUUCAGUGAGCCUCCAUCACCCAGUGUUCUUCCCAAGCCACCGAGUCACUGGGUUGGUGAGAAUGCACCUCCGUGUGCCGGUGAUGGCAGAGAGCAAAUGACUUCUCAUUUAAAAUCUCUGCUUAAGGUUCCUGAUAAGCCAUGAUGUGAACAUCAGGCAACAAGAAAUCACCAUUUUAAAAAUUAUGCCCAGUCCUCUAGUGCUCCGAUAAAAAAAAAAUCCAUAGGAAAAUUGCUCUUGAAACAUGCAGGCUUGUUGCAACAGAAAAUCUUGAAUUACUGGACUUCUGAUUCAUUGUCUUACAGUUGGGAUGAAAGAAUUGUCAGAACAUUUCUAACACAAUUUGUACAUUUAUGUAUUAUAAUACAUGUAAUAUAUGUGUAUAUUUUCAUGUUUUAACAGAGUGAAAUCUAGUUUUGUUACUGAAGCUUGAAAAUGAUGUAUAUUGCAAUCAGGUGUACUCUCAAAGUGUUAAACACAUUGCAUGUAAGAUGUCUUACAACUUUGCACAAGAUAACAGAGGGGUCCUGUAAGUUGUGAGAAAAGUGGAAGACAUGAUGUAGUAGGGUAUUGUUAACCCGUUGUUGUGAUGUGAUUGAUUUGUGCUGACCAUGGCUGAAUGAAAAGUGGCCAGUUGAAGUGGGACAGUCUGGAAAGCUCAUACAAUUGACUGAUUGAACAUAUAAAUGGAUGCAAGGUUGGCAGUUGGAUCCACUCUGAAUUGAGAAGUCCUACGUGCAGGAGUUAUUACAGUACAACUGAUCCAGAAGAAGACAUCUUCAAAAUCAGGUCUUUUUUCGCAAGCACUGACAUGUCUCAUCUUAUAACAACAAUUACUUUAUGGCCAGUGGCACUAGCACUAGCUACCAUUUCCCUUCUGUGUCUUUGUUGAUAUAAAUCAAAAUUCUCAGAUUUAUUCACUCCAAACUGUAUUUUAAUGGCCACAGAUAUGGGCAAAUCUAUUUGCACUGACAAUUUAUCUAGUUACAUUUUAUUCUGGCAAUGCAUUUUUCACUGAGCUUAUAAGGCAAUGGUGUGUCAAGUAAUACAACAUAUUUUGUUGCAACAAAUCCAGUUGGAUAGACUGUGGAUGUGAGCAUUUCCCAUUAUUAAUUUGGUAUGUGAAACAAACAUUUUAUUUAUUUUUACAAAUUAAUACAAUAAAACAAUUGGCUUCCCCCA
Sardina pilchardus (European sardine) is the source of this 2227-nucleotide messenger RNA. It is a transcript of the gene pnrc1, whose product is annotated as proline-rich nuclear receptor coactivator 1. Gene Ontology annotation, cellular component: nucleus. Bases 320 to 1189 code for a protein of 289 amino acids. The record is from RefSeq and is a predicted model, not a curated record. The transcript has 2 exons. NCBI's taxonomy places the organism in Eukaryota, Metazoa, Chordata, Actinopteri, Clupeiformes, Clupeidae.